AUGUGUGGGCUCUCUUUCUUCAUCCUCAUCCUUCUUUUGUGCACAAUAUCCCCGCCCAAGCUUCUGGCGACGGGGGCGCGCGACGUACUGGCCCCCGCCCAGGCGAUCACCGGGAACCAGACUCUCGUGUCCGCCGGCGGGACCUUCGUCCUGGGCUUCUUCGACUCCAGAAGCGAGUCCUUUGGGAGGAAAAAUCGCUUCCUAGGGAUAUGGUACAAGAAGAUUCCCAAAAGGACUGUGGUCUGGGUCGCCAACAGGGAUCAUCCUGUCACCGACUCCGCCGCCUUCCUUACGAUGACCGAGGACAAGAACAUCGCCGUGGUGGACUCGAACAGAAGCUUUGUCUGGUCCUCGGACUUGGCUGGUAUCGCCAAUGGCACGGUGGCCAUGCUUCUGGAGUCGGGCAAUCUGGUUCUGAGACAGGGAAACGGGCAGGACGUCUGGCAGAGCUUCGAUCACCCCACCGACACUAUUCUGCCAGAGAUGAAGCUUCGCUACAACGAGAAAACGGGCUUAGCCCAGAGGGUCAUUGCGUGGAGGGAGGUCGACGAUCCCUCUUCUGGAGACUUCUCCGUCGGUCCCAUCUACGACCAAAUCGUCAUCUGGAGGAGAUCAGAGACCUACUUCAGGAUCUCCCAGAAAAGUGUCUUGGGCUUGCAAGUAAGCUCUACAAGUGGAGUUCAGUGCGUGGUUUGGGUGUCACGGGUCGGAGACGAAUUCUCUUUCAGCUUCUUCAUCGUUGGGAGAACUGCCCCGGUAAGAUGGGCUCUGGAGGCCUCCGGAGAGCUGAAGAUGAUGGUGUGGGUGGAGGCAUGGAGUGAGUGGCACCCGUUCUGGAUAAGGCCAAGCAGGUUCUGCGACGCCUAUAAUCUCUGCGGGCCGUCGGGAGCCUGCGAUUGCAACGCGAAACCGCCGACCUGCAUCUGCCUACACGGGUUUGUUCCGAAGAACCAGACCGAGUGGGAGACAAGAACCUUCUCCAGUGGCUGCGUUAGGAGGGUUCAACUCCAGUGCAGCAAAAAUGACAAGUUCCUGCCGGUGAAAAGGGCCAAGCUGCCGGAUAGGUCUAGGAUGAUAGACAAGAAAACCGAACUCGAUUGCCGGGACGACUGCAUCUCGAAAUGCCAAUGCACUGCCUACGCUUAUACAAGCACGAGUGUACACUCAGACGGCUCCAUGUGCCUAAUUUGGUAUGGAGAUCUCAUAGAUCUUGAGAUCGACCAUAACAUUUACUGGGAGAACCUGAACAUACGGCUGGUGGCGUCAGAGUUCGGUAAGCUCGAUUUAAAUUUAUCAUCGAACGCACAGGGUAAUGCACCAUGAAUCUCUGAUCCUGCUCGCAGAUGAAAACCAAAAACCAAUGAAGUUCCUGCUACCGGUAGUAGCUAUCGGUGCACUCCUCGUCGGAGCUGGUUCCUAUUUCCUGGUGAAGAGACUUCGAUCACGCGGUAACAUGUUUUCCUAUAUGUUAUAUUUUUGGGCCAAAAGACGACUAGCCUCGCUGACAAAUAAGUAUGCCCAGAAGCGCGGAAGAGGACGCCAAUGAAAACGAUGAUAUUAGAGGACGUUGACUUAUCUGACACAUUUGGAAGAGACAAAGGCUUCUCAGAGGUGCCUUUAGUGGAGUUCAACAGUGUACAAUGUGCCACCGGUGAUUUCUCAGAUGCGAACAAGCUCGGCGAAGGGGGAUUUGGUUCCGUUUACAAGGUUAUUACCAGUAACUUGCCUGUUAGAUCACUCCUGUUAAUGAACUAGUUCGCGGUUUAUACAUCAAAACCGCGCAAAAAGAACUGUCUCUCACACUCUCUCGUCCUUUCUUACUCCUAUGUUUAUAAUAUAUGUAUAUAAAUUUAUAUACCUAUAAGUAAAUCAGAGCUUUUCUAUUCAGGGGAAGCUGGGAAAUGGGCAUGAGAUAGCUGUUAAGAGGCUCUCCAGGGGCUCCAAGCAAGGCCAUCACGAGUUCGCCAAUGAAGUCAGACUCAUCGCCAGGCUGCAACACAAGAAUCUCGUUCGUCUUCUGGGCUGGUGCACCGACCAAGACGAGAAGAUUCUGAUCUACGAAUACAUGCCCAAUAAGAGCCUCGACAAGCUCGUAUUCGGUGGGUUUGUCUUCACUGGACUUUUAUGAUUCCGAUUCUGCCGGGAAGGAUUGAAGCUUCGCUAUUUUCGUAAAUAAUUAAUGCUUUUUGGUUUUACUACUGGGAAACAGCAAGAUCGGUGGAACUCAGUUGGGAGAAGCGUUUGACGAUCAUCAUGGGGAUAGCGGAUGGGCUUCUCUAUCUGCAUCACCACUCUAGAAUGCGCGUCAUACACAGAGAUCUGAAGACGAGUAAUAUACUGCUCGACAACGAGAUGAACCCCAAGAUCUCAGACUUUGGGUUGGCAAGAAUAUUUGAAAUAAACCAGACCGAAGGAAAUACUAGGAAGAUCGUCGGAACGUUGUAGGUUCUAAUCAAGUUCCGAAUCUUCUAUCAGCUUCAUCCUCCUAUCGUGACUAAUCUCGCUGAAUUUCGGGCUGUGGGUGCAGUGGAUACAUGUCGCCGGAGUACGCCAUAGACGGCGUCUUCUCUGAGAAAUCUGACGUCUUCAGCUUCGGCGUGAUCGUCUUGGAAGUCAUCAGUGGGAAAAGAUGCACGGGGUAUUAUCCUUGCAGGGAGUCACUGAAUCUUCUGGGAUAUGUGAGUUCCGGCCACCUGCUUUGCUUCCUGAUGAGAUUCAGUCAUAAGAAUCGUUUCGGAAUAAUGUAGUUCGACGGAUUUUUAUUAAACGGUUUCCCCUUCCUUCAACUUCAAUGUGCUCUCGACUGAAUGGUGCAGGCGUGGCAGCUAUGGAAAGAAGGCAGAGCCAUGGAACUCCUGGACCGUGCAAUUAAGAGAUCAUUCCAGGCCGACGAAGUGCUGAAGUGCAUUCAAGUGGGAUUACUGUGCAUCGAGGAAAAUCCGGCGGACAGACCCACUAUGAAUUUUGUCGUUUCUAUUCUGACAAGUGAAAGCUGUGCGUUGCCAUUGCCGAAGCAGCCUGGUUUUUCGUUUGGAAGAAAUCUCAGGGUCCGUGCUGACAGAUCGCCGAGAUCAUCCAUUUAUGGGUUGAGCGAGAGUACGUUGGAAGGGCGUUGA
Spirodela intermedia is the source of this 3116-nucleotide messenger RNA. NCBI's taxonomy places the organism in Eukaryota, Viridiplantae, Streptophyta, Magnoliopsida, Alismatales, Araceae. The record is from the annotation of a GenBank genome assembly.